GACGUCUCAUUCGGUUGCACACCAUGCCCUUGACUUCCUACGAGAGGUGAUAGCUGAUGAGUGGGAUCCUGCCGCUGGGAGGUCAGUAAAAUCUCUGAAUUGAAGGGAGAAUUUCUCGCCAUGGGGCUCAUACCAGACGAGGGAAAGGUUCUCCCUCCUCCGGGAAUCGUCAACCGGAAUUCGCUGUGGCUGGCCGGUGUAGGCUGGUGCACCGCGAUGCUUCACAAUGCCAUCAACCACAGGCCACCGCUAAAAUCAGGUGUUCAUCGACAAGUCCUGCUGUCGACAAUCGGCUGGUUCAUCGGCUACCAUAUUACAAAAUAUGAAAAUUACACUUAUGCCAGACUUGAUCGAGACAUGAAUGAGUAUAUCAGACUCCACCCAGAGGAAUUUGCAGCAAAGGAAAAAAAGACCUUUGCAGAAAUUGUCGAGCCUUUCCAUCCUGUGCGCUAAGCGUCGGCGGCUGGUGACAUGGAAGAGGAAGGGAGAGAGAGAAAUAUUUCGCAGACUACCAUCUGUCUAUAGUGGUCUUUUUGUCAGCUCUUUCUGUCAUAUAUUGUGUGAAAUAUAACUAUGUAUAUAAUAAAAAUACCCAAAUAUAAAAA
Molecule: messenger RNA, 605 nt
Organism: Thunnus maccoyii (southern bluefin tuna)
Lineage: Eukaryota; Metazoa; Chordata; Actinopteri; Scombriformes; Scombridae
Gene: ndufc2
Product: NADH:ubiquinone oxidoreductase subunit C2
Exons: 3
Coding region: 121-453 (110 amino acids)
Biological process (GO): mitochondrial electron transport, NADH to ubiquinone
Cellular component (GO): mitochondrial inner membrane
Source: RefSeq, a predicted model, not a curated record